Molecule: messenger RNA, 462 nt
Organism: Asparagus officinalis (garden asparagus)
Lineage: Eukaryota; Viridiplantae; Streptophyta; Magnoliopsida; Asparagales; Asparagaceae
Exons: 2
Coding region: 1-462 (153 amino acids)
Source: RefSeq, a predicted model, not a curated record
AUGAAGGAAGAAGUGAAGAUACUCAUUGAGAUCCCAAAGAAGAUAAAGUCACUACUUAAGAACUUUGAAGUUUUGGUUCCUGAAGAGCUGCCAGAGGGACUUCCUCCUAUGAGGGAUAUUCAACACCACAUUGAUUUCAUUCUAGGCUCAGUGCUUCCUAAUCUUCCUCACUAUCGUAUGAACCCACAGGAGAAAAAUAUUUUACAUGAUACCAUUGAGGACCUCAUUAAGAAGAGCCACGUUCGAGAGAGUAUGAGUCCAUGCGCCGAAGAAGCAAAUGCAGCUUUUGCUCUUAUCAAGGAGAAGAUUACUACUGCACAUAUAUUGGCAUUUCUACAUUUCGACAAGCUCUUUGAGCUUGAGUACGACGCAUGUGGUGUAGGUAUUGGAGCAGUCCUCUCUCAAGAGAAGCGCCCCAUUACUUUCUUGAGCGAGAAGUUGAAUGAAGCUCGGCAGAAGUGA